Messenger RNA from Magnolia sinica, 985 nucleotides. RefSeq names its product chalcone isomerase-like protein 2. The coding region runs from base 144 to 773 and encodes 209 amino acids. The transcript is spliced from 5 exons. NCBI's taxonomy places the organism in Eukaryota, Viridiplantae, Streptophyta, Magnoliopsida, Magnoliales, Magnoliaceae. Gene Ontology annotation, molecular function: intramolecular lyase activity. The record is from RefSeq and is a predicted model, not a curated record.
ACCACGAGGACAAGGGGUAGUUGCAAACAGUCACCUCUCCUUUCGUCCCAAUAAUAUAUAAAUGCAUCUGAUAUUGUUAUCCCCAAGGCAGACCUUCUCAUACUUUCAUUUCUCUCAUCAGCACCCUAAAGAGAUUUUCCAUUAUGGGCUCUGAAGUGGUAAUAGUCGACGAAGUUCCCUUCCAUCCACAAAUCACAACUACCAAACCCUUGAAUUUGCUUGGUCACGGUAUCACUGAUAUUGAGAUUCAUUUUCUUCAAAUAAAGUUUACUGCAAUUGGGGUCUAUUUAGAACCACAGGUUGUUGAGCAUUUACAGCAAUGGAAGGGAAAAACGGGUAGUGAACUCGCUGAAGAUGAUCUCUUCUUCGAGGCUCUUGUCGCAGCUCCCGUGGAGAAAUUUAUCAGAGUUGUGGUGAUAAAGGAGAUAAAAGGUUCUCAGUAUGGCGUACAGCUAGAAAGCGCUGUGAGAGACCGGUUGGCGGCAGUCGAUAAAUACGAAGAAGAGGAAGAGGAAGCGCUAGAGAAAAUUGUGGAAUUCUUUCAGGCCAAGUACUUCAAGAAAAACUCCAUCAUCACCUUUCAUUUCCCGGCCACGUCCCAAACUGCUGAGAUUGGAUUUCUGACUGAAGGAAAAGAGGAAGUGAAACUCAAAGUAGAGAAUGGAAAUGUCGUGGAGAUGAUCCAAAAAUGGUACCUGGGUGGGACCCGGGCAGUGUCCCCGACAACAGUGGCAUCCCUGGCCAAUGCUCUGUGUGCUUUAUUAUCUGAAUAAGAUGUGAUUUCCCCAUGGGUUGCUCUAGUUUGGAUUAAGCUAGGGAUCUUUGUAAUCCCAGGAAGCCUUUUUCUUUUUCUAGAGCAUAAAGUGUGAAGAGCUUUUCUAGUGUGGUUUUGAAACUUCUCUUAAGAUGGUUAUGUGCUUAAGACAUCAAAUGAAAAUUGAAGAGCCUUGGAUGCUCAGGGGUCUUCUCUCCUCUUUUUAUUUUA